CCUUCUAUAAAUAUUACCAUGCUUAGGAAGAUUUUCUAGUCCAAGCUAAAGUUUCGCGACAGAUCAAAUAUGUUCAAGUGGAUAUGUCUGUCCGUGCUGGUGGCAACCAUUUCAUUUGUCAAUGGUGCCAAUCUGGACUUGAUCUCCUCGAGGAUCGUAGGUGGCGAAGUCGCCAAAACGGGCGAAUUUCCAUGGCAAGUGUCCUUGAGAAAUAACGGCCGACACUUUUGCGGAGGCGGCUUAGUUUCUCUGCAGCACGUGCUCACAGCUGCCCACUGCAUGGUCGGCAAGGACACUUCCCUACUUACCGUCAUCACUGGAUCAAACAGUUUGGCCAGUGGCGGCGAAACGCAUGGAGUACGUAAUAUAUCGAUACACAGAAACUACGUAGGCGGUUCCGUAACUUCUUAUCGAUAUGACGUAUCGGUCCUUACGUUGGCUGCCGAAAUUACGGAAUCGUCGGUACAGUAUCCUAUUGGAUUACCGAUCGAGAAUACCGAAAGUGGCGUCCAGGCUCGUGCAUCUGGAUGGGGCAGGACUAUUCAUCCUGGCAGUUCGUUGCCAACGGCCCUGCAGAAACUGAAUGUCACGAUUUUGAAUAAUACCGAUUGUCAGAGCUACCACAAUUUGACUAUUUACUACGAUCAGAUUUGCGCCAUGAAGCAGUAUGGAUCAGGAAUGUGCAACGGCGAUUCUGGCAGUCCGCUUGUUUCUGAUGGCCGCGUGAUCGGUAUCGUAUCUUGGGGCGUCACCUGUGCUCUUGGUUAUCCAGACGUCUACACAAGGGUUUACGCGUAUCUUUACUGGAUCGGCAGCAUUAUUUAUAAUACAGAAACGCCUCCAUCGCUCAAAAUCGACAGACACGUACCUGGAAAUUUUAACAUCGAUUCUAAAAAUCUUUUACUACGAUGAAAAUUUUUUUGAAAUUUUUUUUUUUUCCUAACGGAUAUUUUAUUAUUUAAACUCUAAACGUUUCUUAUCCGGUUUGUACUUUCUUCCCUGUCACUCUCCUCAGUCAUCCUCUUUUACUAUGUCACUGUUAUUUAUUGGUCGAUCAUUUUCGAUUUGCCACACUGUACUUUGAAUUUCUACGGCGACUCGGCGCUUCCUUUACGCUUGAUUUGUAUUGCGCGUAUGACGUCAUUUUUUUCUGGGACGUAAAUCGCGGACGAUUUAUAUAUAAAAUAUUUUGAAAACGUC
Molecule: messenger RNA, 1200 nt
Organism: Cephus cinctus (wheat stem sawfly)
Lineage: Eukaryota; Metazoa; Arthropoda; Insecta; Hymenoptera; Cephidae
Product: chymotrypsin-2-like
Exons: 5
Coding region: 70-912 (280 amino acids)
Biological process (GO): proteolysis
Molecular function (GO): serine-type endopeptidase activity
Source: RefSeq, a predicted model, not a curated record